Molecule: messenger RNA, 699 nt
Organism: Morus notabilis
Lineage: Eukaryota; Viridiplantae; Streptophyta; Magnoliopsida; Rosales; Moraceae
Exons: 1
Coding region: 1-699 (232 amino acids)
Cellular component (GO): membrane
Source: RefSeq, a predicted model, not a curated record
AUGGAUGUAACAUUUGUGAGACUCAGAAGUGGGAGUCUUAGGAAUAGAGGGGCAAAUUUUAGCUCGUUUUAUAUCCCACCAAAAGUUGUACCAAAUCCUUAUGUUAAGAGGCUAGCCAUAGUGUAUGAGAAUUUAGGUAAUUGGUCAUCUUUGUACUACAAAGUGCCUAAUUACUCAUUGGUUGCUCCGGUUGUUGGUUUCACGGUUUAUGAUUCUCCAAGUGUGUUAGGCACAGAGAAGCUCAAUUUAAGUGUCAAGGGAAAACCAAUCUCAAUAUGGUUCGAUGAUUACAUAGCGUUACGUUGGAAGAACGACACUCCGAAAUGUGUCAAGUUUUCUGAUGAUGGGAGGUUUGAGAUCAACAACAUGACUUCAAAUAAUGGGUGCAUUGCAAGGGGUCAAGGUCAUUUUUCUAUUGUUGUGCCUUCUUCACCACAUGAUCCUAUGACACUGAAGAAGAAGAAAAAUUAUUGGAAAUGGUGGUUGAUUGGAUUCGGCGGUGGGUUUGUUGGGGUGGUUUUGUUGAUUUUGGCUACGACGGCGAUUUUCAAAAUAGUGAAGAGGAAGAGAUUGAGGGCAAUGGAGAAGCGAUCUGAACAAGGUGUGGCUUUUGAUACGUUUUGGGUUGGUGCAAGUAAAAUGCCUUCAGUUUCAAUGGUUAGAACCCAACCUACAAUUGAAAAUGAUUAUGUUCCUUGA